Molecule: messenger RNA, 7165 nt
Organism: Notolabrus celidotus (New Zealand spotty)
Lineage: Eukaryota; Metazoa; Chordata; Actinopteri; Labriformes; Labridae
Gene: parp4
Product: poly (ADP-ribose) polymerase family, member 4
Exons: 44
Coding region: 203-6340 (2045 amino acids)
Molecular function (GO): NAD+ poly-ADP-ribosyltransferase activity
Source: RefSeq, a predicted model, not a curated record
CUCCCCUUGGCGUCGCGACUUUUAUUUUGAAAUCCCACCGGAAAUAGAAGCUAUCCAGCAUUAGCUUGAUGCUAGCUUUCCUUUUGGACUCCCACUGAAAUAUCUGCGUUGUCAGACACUCCGCAUGGUAAUAAGGACCAGCGUCAACAACUAGACUAUUCCCUGACAUGACUCGGAGCAGACUGGAUGCUUGAAGAAAAGCAUGGCUGUGUUUCAGCACUCCCGAGUGCUUCUGGAGCUGAAAAAUGUCCCUUUCAAGGAGAAACUGGCGCUGAAGUCGGCAGUGAGAGACAACGGAGGCUGCAUCUGCUUUGUGGUCAAUGAGGAGUGCUCUUUGGUAGUGACGAGCGAUGUGUCCAACCUGAGCUCCAACAGGCUGCGCAGCAUCCAGAAAUACCAAAUACCAGUGGUUGGGUUGGAUUACGUGCAUAAGUGUGUGGAGAAAGGUGUUCUUCUUCCUGUGGAUGAAUACAAGCUGGACACUUCCCCUCCCGCUGCUCCUUCACCUCCUUCACCUCCCUCCUCAUCAGAGACGAGUCCAACCGCACAAGAGUCCAAAGUAGUCUGUGAGCCGCUCAAAGGUCCUGCAAAGCCUGCGAAACCUGCCAGCCUGACUCAGAAGGCAGAGACGCCAAAAGAGGGCGUGCAAGUCCGGGGAAAGUUCAGACACUACACUGAAACUGACCCCGACCUUCCAACCUUCCCGGAUGACUUUCAUGUGGCCAAGUAUUCAAUCUUUGAGAAGGAACAAAGCAAAACUUGGUAUGCGCUGGAGCUUCAGAGUUCCAAAGGAGAGAAAGGAUGGCAGUACCGUGUGGUCCGAUCCCGGAAGGACGAUGUACUCUCCAAGAAGGCCGCGCUGAGGGACACGCUAGUGUUUCUGUCCACAUCAGAGGAGGCUCUGGAGGUGUACAAGGACCUGAGAGAGACCAUGUCGAAGUCUGGCCUGAAGCUGAGGAGCAACUUCCCUCCGCAGGCCCAGGCGCUGGGCUCUGAUCCGCUCCAGCAGCUGCUGCUGGAGGAGAAGCUGAACACUGGAAGCUCCUCAGAAGAAGUGAAUGGGUUUGUGCAGCUGCUGUGGAUUGAGGCUCUGGACUGCCUUGACAACACGCACAGAGUAGCCCCCAACAAAGUCAGCCUGAACGACGUGAGCAGGGUGGAGGGCCUGUUGCUUCAGGCUCAGAGGAAGCUGAAAGAGAAAAAGCAUGCUGAAGUGGCGUCUCUGAUGGACGAAGUUUACACCUUGCUGCUACAGAAAGUGCCGCCUCCGCCCCCCACUGCAAAGCUCAUCUCUGAGAAACUGGACCUCUGUCAGCUACUCCGAGACGUGGUGAGUGUGAGAGAGAUAAUGCUGAUUAGUGACAGGCAUUUGUCUCUGGGGAUGUACCGCGCUCUGAGGUGCAGCAUCGAGGUGGUUCCCCCUGGCAGCUCAGAGUUUCAGGCUGUGACCUCUCCACUAAUGCACAGCACCAGGCAGAUCAAACAGGUUCUACGUGUCAGCAGAGGGCUGGAGCUCCAGACAUUUAAAGGUGAGCUCGGGAACAUUAGGUCCCUCCUGCAUUCCACCAGCCCAAGCAACUUUGUUGGAGUCCUUUCUCGUGGUCUGCUGCUGCCCCGCGUUGGAGUGGAGCGUCAUGGGAUUGAGAGGACAGACAUUGGUAACCUGGGAAGUGGAAUCUACUUUAGUGAUACCAUGAGUACCAGUUUGAAAUACUCCAAGCAGUGCAAGACAGACGGCUCCCGGCUGAUGCUGGUGUGCGACGUGGCGUUGGGAAACACCAAGGACGUCUACAAGAGACACCUCACGCUGACCGAGGCUCCCGAGGGGUACAACAGCGUGCACGGUGUCCGAUUAAGCCGUGGCAAUGGCUCCAACUUUUUGGACGAUGAGUACGUGGUGUACAGUCCUGAUCAGGUGAAACUGAAGUAUGUGGUUCAGUUCAGCAUCGAGGGAGACGAACUGAAGGAGUUCUGUCCUGAAGUAAGCACCCCAUCUGAGCCCUCCACUCUGCCCUCCACUAACCACGAGCUCACUGCAGAGGAUGACGGGGUUGAAAGCGUUAAAAACCCACUGGAGGGUGUGACAGCUGGACUGUUGGACAGCUCUGGGCAGCAGCUCCCUCUGCAGGCUGUGAAUGUGAAGUGCAAGCUGUUGGAUCUGCUCUCUCAGGUCAUCAUUUUCCAAACAUACACCAAUAAGAGCUCUGUGCCCAUUGAGGCAAAGUACGUCUUCCCGUUGGAUGAUUCUGCAGCUGUGUGUGGAUUUGAAGCUUUCAUCAAUGGGAAGCAUGUAGUUGGACAGGUGAAGGAGAAGGAGAAGGCUCGAAAGGAGUACAAGCAGGCCAUAGAGAAAGGUCACGGAGCGUACCUCAUGGACCAGGACGCCCCGGAUGUGUUCACCAUCAGUGUGGGAAAUCUGCCGCCCGGUGCAACCGUCCUCAUUAAAGUUACCUAUGUGACCGAGCUGAUCGUCAAGGAUGGAAGUAUUCUCUUCAGUCUGCCUGGAAGUGUGGCUCCAUGGCAGGAGAGCGCAGCACUCAACCAGACCACACAAGUCACUGUGGAGAAGGUUUGUGUGACCGAUGAGGCAGCGAGUACAAGAGAGUUCACCCUGGACGUGUCAGUAGAGAUGCCGUUUCAGAUCUCCCAGCUGAGGUGCCUCACUCACAAAAUCAACAUCAAGAGAACAGACUGUAAGGCGGUAGUGAGUGUGCUGCCAGGAGAGGUCAUGAGUCCAGAUGGUUUCCAGCUGUCAGUCACUCUAUAUGAGUCCCACCUGCCCAGGAUGUGGGUGGAGAAACACCCUGACAAGGACAGCCAGGCCUGCAUGUUGGUUUUUUAUCCCAAUUUUGACACUGACUCCGGUUCGGCAUCCGAUGAGGUCGUCCUGUUGAUCGACACAUCUGAGUCCAUGAAGGGAGAGUCGCUGCGCAUGGCUCAGAAGAUCGCCCUGCAGGUCCUCAAAAACCUAGAUCACAAGCUCAGACUCAACGUCAUCUUAUUUGGCUCAGAUCACAAGGAGGCUUUCUUGACAGCCCAGCCGCUUGAUGAGGCUCAUCAGGCAGCCAAGAGCUUCCUCAAGUCCUUCACUCCAGUAGGUGGCAGCACUGAACUGUGGCGACCCCUGCGAGCUCUCAGCCUGCUGCCUCCCUCCCGCGGUGUCAGGAACCUGCUGCUUCUGUCAGAUGGCCACAUCCAAAACAGUGAGCCCACCUUGAAGCUGCUCCGAGACAACGUUCAGCACAGCCGCCUCUUCACCUGCGGCCUCAGCCCAACAGCCAAUCGGCACAUGCUGAGAGCCCUGGCCCAGGCAGGGGGCGGAGCCUACGAGUUCUUUGACACAAAAACCAAACACAAUUGGGCAGAAAAGGUUGCGAGUCAGUUGAAGCGUAUGGCGUCUCCUGGCUGUAGCUCAGUGUCAGUGAAGUGGCAGCAGUUUAACCCAACAGCGCCCCUUCCUGUGCAAGCCCCCAAGCAGCUCCAUGCUCUGUUCAAUGACUGCCACACACUGGUGUAUGGCUUUGUGCCACACUGCACUCAGGCCACACUGCUUGGAAACCUGAGCGGUCAGGAGCUCAACACCAUGGUCUCCACCAGUGAGCUGCAGAAGACCAAGGGCACGUUUCUUCACAAGCUCACCGCAAGAGCCGUCAUCAGGGAUUAUGAAGACGGGAGUCUGGACACCAAUGAGGCUGAGCAUGAGGGGAAGAAGGCGGAGUUGAAGAACUUUGUUGUUGAACUGAGUAAAGAGUUCUCCAUCCUGUCUCAGUUCACCAGCUUCGUGGCCAUCGAGGAAAGGGACUCAGAUCAAACAGAGGAGGGCUUCACAGACAUCCCCAAGCUGAUUGCAGAGGAAGAUGUGGACUUCCUCUCCUACCUCAGCUGGACCUCUCCUGACGACAGUAAAAGGGAAAGAGGGGAAGUUCUUCGCGUUGUUGAUGAUUCCGGAAGUUCUUCAGAGGAGUUUGAAGAAGAGGGUGGUGGUAUGAUGUUUUCACGCAUGGAUACAGUAAUGAAAGCAGAAGACGAUGACGAUGGAGAAGAAGAAGAUGGAUUCCCAACCUCGGAUAUCUCUACUGAUGGGAGUUUUCCUGAAGAAUCAACCUCUCCGAAAACAAUGGCUAUGAUUACUCGUCAGGUUAAUCUUGCACGGAGCAGAUCAUCUAUGGAACCACGUCCCCGUAUGUCCUUACAAUCAGCCUAUACGGAAUAUGAAACCAGGGACUCAGAUCAAACAGAGGAGGGCUUCACAGACAUCCCCAAGCUGAUUGCAGAGGAAGAUGUGAACUUCCUCUCCUACCACAGCUGGACCUCUCCUGACGACAGUAAAAGGGAAAGAGGGGAAGUUCUUCUCGGUGUUGAUGAUUCCGGAAGUUCUUCAGAGGAGUUUGAAGAAGAGGGUGGUGGUAUGAUGUUUUCACGCAUGGAUACAGUAAUGAAAGCAGCAGACGAUGGAGAAGAAGAAGAUGGAUUCCCAACCUCGGAUAUCUCUACUGAUGGGAGUUUUCCUGAAGAAUCAACCUCUCCGAAAACAAUGGCUAUGAUUACUCGUCAGGUUAAUCUUGCACGGAGCAGAUCAUCUAUGGAACCACGUCCCCGUAUGUCCUUACAAUCAGCCUAUACGGAAUAUGAAACCAGGGCUAUGAUUACUCGUCAGGUUAAUCUUGCACGGAGCAGAUCAUCUAUGGAACCACGUCCCCGUAUGUCCUUACAAUCAGCCUAUACGGAAUAUGAAACCAGGGAUAUCUCUACUGAUGGGAGUUAUACUGAUUACAAGAGGACAACGAGAUUAAAAGAAUCAGCCUCUCCGAAAAAAAAGAGUCCAAGGGUCGAGACACAAGUGAAGACACUUAAGCACAAACAGUUGGAAAAAUAUUCUAAAGAAGUGGAUAUGUUGGAGUUCAGUUCUCCUUUAACUUUAUGUUGUGCUGCGCUUUCUCCUCCUUCUCCACCCUCCACUGGUUUUCAGGCCAAAGCAUUUGAUGCUCCACCUCCUCCUCCUCCACCCUCCACUGCUUUUCAAGCCAAAGCAUUUGAUGCUCCACCUCCUCCUCCUCCACCCUCCACUGCUUUUCAAGCCAAAGCAUUUGAUGCUCCACCUCCUCCUCCUCCACCCUCCACUGGUUUUCAGGCCCAAGCAUUUGGUGCUCCCCCUCCUCCUCCUCCAUCCUCCACUGGUUUUCAGGCCCAAGCAUUUGGUUCUCUUCCUCCUCAACCCUUCACUGGUUUUCAGGCCCAAGCAUGUGGUGCUCCUCCUCCUCCACCCUCCGCUGGUUUUCAGGUCAUAGCAUUUGGUGCUCCUCCUCCUCCACCCUCCACUGGUUUUCAGGCCCAAGCAUUUGGUGGUCCCCCUCCUCCUCCAUCCUCCGCUGGUUUUCAGGCCCAAGCAUUUGGUGGUCCCCCUCCUCCUCCAUCCUCCGCUGGUUUUCAGGCCCUUGCCACUUUUGCAGUAAAAAAAAAAGCUUUGCACCUUGAUGCAGAAGUGAGUUCCUCUGUUGAUGUUCUCCAUGCCUUUGACGAGGAUGGAUACAGCUCAGGCUCUGGGCUUCAUAGAACCGGGAUUACUAUUGGGGGCAUUGAACCAAGUUCGAAAAGUUUAAGUUUCAGAGGCUCUGCAGCUCUGCCUCAAGUAAAACUCCUUGAUUUAGACAAAAUACUUCCAUCAAGGAGAAGUUUGAAGUUCAGAUGUGGUGUUCAAGAUUUGGAGGACGAGAGUGAGACAGCACCUAUGGCAGGUCAAUAUCAGUCCAAUUCAAGGAUGUUGAUCCGAAAUGAUGGAAAAGCGAGGAGGCAAGGAAGACGUGAAUCACAAGGUUUUACUGGGAUACGUAAGCUGCGAGGAGAGUAUGGAGGACAGAUGCUCAGGUGGACAAAGAUCUUCCAGCUGCAGCAUUCAGAAGGAUACUGGGAGAUCACCACAGAGCUGGGUGAAUACAUAAACGUGGACGUGGAGCUGUUCGCCAACGUGUUCCUGAAAGACAAGGGCAUCAACUCCCUGGGUGAGAGGGCCCGUGCUGACAUCCUGAAGCUGGUGGCCACUCUUCUGGUUCUGCAGCUGAUGAGGGUGGAGAAGCUUCAGGAAGGCAAGCUGCUCUGCACCCUCUUCCGCCUGGACGACUCGUCUGAGCCCAGGCCUGCGCGCUGGGAGGAGCUGAAGAAGGCGGUGGACUGGGUUUGCUGGGCUGAUCAUCAGUACCCGUGCGUCUACAGCCGCCUUGAGUUCGGUAUGAGCUGGGAGUCCUCCACUCGUCAGCUGCUGGGCUACGAGCCUGUCCCUCACUUCUCUUCCCUCAGGGGUCUGACCCUGCAGAAGAACCCGGUCCCUCUGCUGGUCCACUGAGUCAGACGACCUGAUGGAGGUAGAAGGAGGAGGUCAUAGAGUACGGGAUUGAUGAUAAUUUAGAUGUAUGCUUAAUACCUUUUAAAUGGAAAGCUUUGAGACUGAGGUGAAUGCUUGAAGAAAAUAUACUCCAGUUUGUUGUUGUGUUUUUGAGCAUGGAGCUUAGGUUGAAAAGUCUUCAUCGCCUGAAUCAUGAAGGAUGUUUUUGUCUUUGCAGCACGCUCUGUUAUUGUAGCAGUGAACAGGGAGGUAACACUUAAUAUCUUUUAUCUUUUGUGUGACAUUGAAAGCUUUUAGAUCGCACAUCACUGACAUUAAUGUGCCUUUAGUUUGUGGUUCAUCUGACAUCCUCAAACUUAAAAGAUCCCAUCAAAUCAGAUCUCCUUUAAGUUCUUCUUGCCUUAAAUAUACACCUGACUUUUAAUCCACCUUUCAUUUCAUACGCAGUCAUCUUUACACAAUAUAUUAAAGGGAGUUAAAGUGCCAGGAAACACUGUGCGUGAGUUACAUGUGAUAUCGAAAGACCUAGGAGAAGUAACUUUACCAAAGUGCGAUCUAAAGAUAAGAAACUCUUCUGCUUCUCUUUUCUUUUUUAAAACUCUCAUCUUUCAAAUGAUGGCGUCUGAACUUUCAGGGCCUUUUACUAAUCUAUGUUGUUCCUCUUAUGGUCAGUGGUGUGCUUAGAAAAUACAUGCAAUGAAUGAAACUACAAUAGUUAAUCAUAUACAACAGAUUUGCACUAAACUGUAAUCAGAUGUGGCGUUAAUGAAGAUGUUUUCAUGUGUUUGUGGCAUCAUGAGCAAAAUUAAACUCUUUUAAAAUGUU